This is a messenger RNA of Cyprinus carpio (common carp), 4799 nucleotides long. RefSeq names its product ralBP1-associated Eps domain-containing protein 1-like. The record is from RefSeq and is a predicted model, not a curated record. Lineage: Eukaryota; Metazoa; Chordata; Actinopteri; Cypriniformes; Cyprinidae. Gene Ontology annotation, molecular function: protein binding; calcium ion binding. Gene Ontology annotation, cellular component: plasma membrane; cytoplasm. Gene Ontology annotation, biological process: endocytosis; endosomal transport. The coding region runs from base 477 to 2846 and encodes 789 amino acids. The transcript is spliced from 20 exons.
ACGGCACAGCUGUGACGCCACGCUCCAUCCGGGUCGUCCGCGCCUGGGCCAUGACGUCACGGGGUCCAGGAAUGGCGGCGCUGUCUGCAGAGAGAAGCAGCUCAAAGAGCCAGAAACUUUAUUCCUAACAUCGCUCAGCGGCUACACGAGCUCCACCGCUCAACCGACGGCCAUAUCCUCCUCUUAAAGAGCCAGCGCGACGGCGGUACCAAGUCUCGACGCUGUUACCGCUGAAUUCCGACGUCCCAGGCUCUAUUAGUUUGCUUGACUUUGCGAGGGCCAAAAGACAAGAGCAAAGACAGCGACUAACGGUACAUAAAACAACAACAAGCUCCCUGAAACACGCUCUUUCGAGUCCGUCCAUUUCAUAGAAGGAUCUUAUUUGUGUUUUGCUAGUUUCUAGUCUUGCUCAUACACCGAAAGGCACGACACUGGCCUGAUAAGGCGAAGCCGCCAGCUGCGGGUUUGAUGCCACGAUGGAGAGUUUAACACUGAGCGAUUUCGAGCAGAAAUAUUACUCUGAGCUCUUCCUCUCCUGUGAUGUGGAUAACACCAAGAAAGUGGCUUCCAAUGGCAAAGUUCUGGACCUCUUCCGGGCGGCCCAGCUCUCACCCGAAGUUGUCCAUCAGAUUACUGAACUUUGCGGGGCCACGCGCCUCGGUCAUUUCGGUCGGAGUCAGUUCUACAUUGCUCUGAAGCUCAUUGCACUGGCCCAGUCUGGACUGCCCCUGCGCGUGGAGAGCCUGAACAGUGUCAGGGAUCUGCCCCUCCCUCGCUUUGUGAUGGGAAAGAACGAGCAAGAGACGAGGCACACAAUCAUGUUCGCAGACGCAGAGAACCAGGGACCCUACCUCCCCAGACCUCCAGGCCGAGUGCAAGCCAAAAAAGUGUCAGCGCACGAGAUGAUUCAGCCCUGUGUGCCCACUGUAGAUCCACAGCCGGACACCACAUCUCCUGUAGUGUCACCGCACCAGUCCCCUCCCACUUCGCCCCAUGCCUGGAGGAAGCACAAACGCCAGGCCAGCGGUGGAAACGUGGACAGACAGCCCUCAGUGCCAGGAGUUGUUUGGCCUCCUUUCAGAGAAGCACAGCCAGGACCAGUUACAGGUGAAGGGAUGUGGUCCGCCCAUUCACCACCUCCUGUCCAGGAAAGUUGGGUCAGUUUUACAGACACGCCCCCCUCCAGCACACUUCCAAUGCAUCCCCCCUCAGCUCAGCCGGAGAGCACAACAGUACGAACUGUGCCAUCUGCAAUGACCGCAAAUGAAAUCCAAAGACAGACCAGCGGUUAUGAUGACCCCUGGAAAAUCACAGAUGAGCAAAGACAGUAUUACAUAAACCAGUUUAAGACCAUUCAGGCUGAUCUCACUGGUUUAAUCCCUGGCUCAGCCGCAAAGGAAUUCUUUACAAAGUCGAAACUGCCUAUUCUAGAACUGUCUCACAUUUGGGAGCUAUCAGAUUUUGAUAAAGAUGGUGCACUGACCCUGGAUGAGUUCUGUGCUGCGUUUCAUCUUGUGGUCGCUAGGAAAAAUGGUUAUGACCUUCCUGAAAAGCUCCCCGAGAGCCUAAUGCCAAAGCUUAUUGACUUGGAUGACUCAGCAGGAGUUCCAGAACCUGCUCCUGAGGUGGGCUUUUCUGCUUCCCCAGUGGAAGUCACUCCAAAUAAGUCUCCUUCCAUGCCUUCCCUGAACCAGAACUGGCCUGAGCUCAAUCAAAGCAAUGAGUGGGAGACUUUUAGCGAACGCUCCUCAAGCUCACAAACUUUGACCCAAUUUGAUUCUAACAUUGCACCAGCUGACCCUGAUACAGCAAUAGUCCACCCUGUGCCCAUUCGUAUGACACCCAGCAAGAUCCACAUGCAAGAGAUGGAGCUCAAGAGAACUGGAAGCGAUCACACACAUCCAACAAGUCCGUUAAUGGCGAAACCACCAGAACUUUCUGAUGAGUCCAAGUUAGCAGCAACUAUUAAGUUUCCUGGUACCACUGUUGGAGAUGGCUAUAGCAGUUCAGAUUCAUUUACAUCUGAUCAAGAGCCCAUUUCCAGUGCUGUGAACAGACAAAGGUCUCACUCUGGCACCUCUCCGGAAGGACUGAAGGUUGUGGCUCCACCCACGCCUCCACCCCGCCCCCAACACACUCACUCACGGUCCUCCUCUCUAGACAUGAACAGAAACUUUGCUGCUGUCCCUGCAGGUCCACAGCAGCCGGGUGUAGUUGCCUUUCCCCCAGCAGUGCCUCCCAGACCACUGCCCACACAGACAUCAGUGCCACAUGGUCAUCGUUCGGUAGAGGUAGAUGGUCUUCCAGCACAUACCAGCACGUCACCCCAGCAGAUGCCAGAACAGCCAAACUUUGCUGACUUCAGCCAGUUCCAGGCUUUUGCUGUUGACCAGCCGGCAGAUGAUGGAGAGAAACCAUCUGACAGUGGACAGGCAGAAAGAUGUGCAGAAACAGCUGGGACAAUGAGAACAGCAAAGAACGACGUUCAGUCAGAGGAACGAAAUGCAACCACUGUCAACUCUGCUAAAGUAUCCACUCCAUUGGCCCCACCCCCUAAACCCGUUCGUCGAAGACUGAAAUCCGAAGAUGAGCUCCGACCAGAUGUGGAGGACCUUCCACAAAAGUCUAACGUCAUAGCCACUGUUCUAGCAACCCAGCCCUCAAUUCCACGGUCUAUUGGUAAAGAUAAGAAGGCCAUCCAGGCUUCCAUUAGAAGAAACAAAGAAACAAAUACGGUUUUAGCCAGACUCAACAGUGAAUUGCAGCAGCAGUUGAAGGACCUGCUAGAAGAAAGAAUAUCGCUUGAAGUGCAACUGGAACAGCUUAGACCGUUUUCGCAUUUGUAAACCUUGUGUGUGUUCGCUUCAGAUUGAAUGUUUGUGUGUAUGAAAGAGUGAUUACCCCAGUUUUUUCUUUUUAUUUGUUUUUGUUUUUGCGUGGUCUGUUGGAUCCUCUGGCAGGAUGUCCAUUUCACCCGUCUCCACUCCUCUGCUGACUGUGUGAGAAGAGACACAAUCGCUGCUUCCUCCAGACUGUUCUGUCUCACACAGCCAUUCAGAGGGAUGGGGUCCAGGAACAUUAUCCGUUAUGGCACUUUGAUGAAACAAAGUCUGAGUGGUUGUAUGUGUAAUACCCCAGACAGUGCAGGUUAUGUUUAGCGUGUGAGGCAAGAGCCUGACGUCAUGGCCGGCAGGAGGCUGUAAUUCUGGUAAACAUGAAGGAGCCUUUUCCCCUCCUGUUCUCCAGAGUCCCAAGGCAGCUUGUCAUGUUCUUCCAUGUUAGAGGCACCCCUGUGUGCUCAGACAAUCAUGUUAGGCCAUGCACUGGUCGUACAGAGGGGAGUACUGAUUUUUGGGAGAUCGUACUAUUUCAGAAGUACGCUUUAGAAAACUGAUUCUGACAGGCACUUGUUAAAGGGACAGUUCACUCAAAAAUUCAAAUUCUUUAGUUUUUUUUUUUCAGCCUCGUGAUGUUAUAAACCCAUAUGACUUUUUUGAAGAAUAUUGGUGGCUGAUCUUUUUCAAAUAAUGACAGUAAUAAGGGACUGUGGAUUUAAAGCUCCAAUAAUACAAAAGAUACUCCAAAAACGUGUACUAUAUUUAAAUUAUUUCAUUGUCAUAUGAUUGGUGUUUGCAAGGAACAGACACUGAUUUUUUUUGUGCAGUGUUCUUCUGCUGUGACUGAAUCAUUGAGUUGAACUUGAGCACUGGAUCAAUUCAUUCAUUUUUUUUUUUUUUUUUUUUUUUUUGGAUAAUCAGAAUUUUUCAAACAAAUCAUUUAUUUUAUGGCCUUAAUAAUUAGAAAUAUAACGCAAAUGUUGUAUGGGAUACUUUUUACGCUGCUUUUGUUUGUAAGCCUCUCCUUAUAUUAAAAAGAGUGAACAGGAUAUUCUCAAAAAAUUAACUUUUUGUGUCACAUGAAAGAAAGAAAAUCUUAUGGGAUUUGAGCAAAUGACAGAAUUGUUCAUUUUGGAUGAACUGCCCCUUUAAUAUUUAUCCUCGCCAUACACGGAUGGCACAUCUGUGCGUGAGAGAUUUGUGAUGACAAUGGUUUCAAAGGUAUGGCAUCAAAAACUGCUUUCUUUUCUUACAAAACGACUCGGUCAACCUUGUACAGUCUUUCACCCCGGGAUGGCAGGUGUCCCUCUCUCAGUCUCAAAUGUUGGCUGUACCUCAUACGGUACAUCAUCUGAUUCAGUCCUGCAUCAUAAACUCUUGUGACAUCAUCAGUACGUGAACCUGAGACCUAAAACAGUGACUGCACUUUCUCCCCUUCGGCUUUCAUUUGUCUUAUCUCGUCACUAUUUUUGCAUGUCGUUCACAAUCUCAUUUAGUAUAAAAGACUCUUAACGAUGAACCACUCGAUUUGUAUCUGUAACGUCUGAACUAAUGUGACGUAUGUGUUGUUACAUAGACUUGCACCAUGUCUUUCAUUCGUCAGUUUGUUUUGACUGAUGUCCGUGUUUUUAUUUUACUCAUCCUUAAAGCCUUACUUCCUGGUGUGCAGGUUUUCACAGUAAUGUAUCCCUCCCAUGUUAAAUCAAGGUGAGCCUUUUCUCCCUGCUGUUCAGGCUGAUUUACUGUAUCAGGGGUAUGUUGUAUAUUGUAUGAUACACACCUUUUGAUCUCAUAUGUACAUUUGCAUUAAUUGCUGACUAACAGCAAAUAUUCUAUUUAAUUGCUUAUAUAAUGGCUGUGGGAUCAUAAAUGUUUAACUGCAUGGAUGUGUCUCUGCAGAAUGAACUAGCAGCUGUGUGAUUUUUACACAAAAUAAAAAUGGCACAAUAUUUUAAUAAUUUC